AGAGAAAAAAAUGCAAUGGAUCUUGGAGCGGUUUUGUCUUCUCGCACAGGCAUGUUGGAGCUUGCAAGAUCCUCGAAGAUGCAAAUAUUCAGCUACCACUAAUUGACUUGAAAAAUCAACAAACAAACCUUCAGCUUAUUGUGUAAGACCCUAAUAUAUAUACAUGCUUGUCAAUACGAAGUUUUUCUUUCGUUUGCAAUUUCAGCUUAGGGCUCUUUAGAACACGCAAAAUUAAAGGGGAAAAAGGCAUAGCUAUCAUUGGUAUCCAACACUAGUAAUCGUAUCUCAAAUCUCCAACAAUGGAGUUUUCUUUGGUCGUAGCAUUGAUCGCCGUGGCAUCAUCAUGCGUGUUCGUCCAUUUCUUGGCGCGGGGCGCCACCAAGAAACGGCGAUCGCCGGCGGCCAAGAAGCUGCCGCCGGGCUCCCUCGGCCUGCCGGUGAUCGGGCAGAGCCUCGGCCUCCUCCGCGCGAUGCGCAGCAACUCCGGCGAGCGGUGGGUGCGGCGCCGGAUCGACAGGUACGGCGCGGUGUCGAAGCUGUCGCUGUUCGGCAAGCCGACGGUGCUGGUCGCCGGCGCCGCGGCGAACCGGUUCGUCUUCUUCAGCGGCGCGCUGGCCCUGCAGCAGCCGAGGUCGGUGCAGCGGAUACUGGGCGACAGGAGCAUCCUGGACCUCGUCGGCGCCGACCACCGGCGCGUCCGCGGCGCGCUGUCGGAGUUCCUCCGCCCGGAGAUGCUGCGGAUGUACGUGGGCAAGAUCGACGGCGAGGCGCGGCGCCACGUCGCGGGCUGCUGGUCCGGGCGCGCCGCCGUCACGGUGAUGCCGCUGAUGAAGCGGCUGACGUUCGACAUCAUCGCCUCCCUGCUCUUCGGCCUGGGGCCCGGCGCCGCCGCGCGAGACGCGCUCGCCGGCGACUUCGAGCGCGUGAUGGGGGGCAUGUGGGCCGUGCCGGUGGACCUGCCGUUCACGGCGUUCAGGCGGAGCCUCAGGGCCGCCGCCCGCGCCCGCCGGCUGCUCGCCGGGAUCACGCGGGAGAGGAAGGCCGCGCUGGAGCGCGGCGCGGCCACGCGGAGCAGCGACCUCAUCGCCUGCCUGCUCAGCCUCACCGACGACCGCGGCGGCGCGCCGCUGCUGUCCGAGGAGGAGAUCGUCGACACCGCCAUGGUCGCCCUCGUCGCCGGCCACGACACCUCCUCCAUCCUCAUGACCUUCAUGGUCCGCCACCUCGCCAACGACCCUGACACCCUCGCCGCCAUGGUCCAAGAGCACGAGGAGAUCGCGAGGAGCAAGCGCGACGGCGAGGCGCUGACAUGGGAGGACCUGACGAGGAUGAAGCUGACAUGGCGCGUCGCGCAGGAGACGCUCCGCAUGGUGCCACCCAUCUUCGGCAACUUCAGGAGGGCGCUCGAGGACAUCGAGCUCGACGGCUACGUCAUCCCCAAAGGGUGGCAGGUGUUCUGGGUGGCGAGCGUGACGCACAUGGACGCGGCCAUCUUCCACGACCCGGACAAGUUCUUGCCGUCGCGCUUCGACAGCCAGUCGUCUUCUCCGUCGACGGCGAAGGCGGCGCCGCCGUGCUCGUACGUGGCGUUCGGCGGCGGGCCGAGGAUCUGCCCCGGGAUAGAGUUCGCGAGGAUCGAGACGCUGGUGAUGAUGCACCAUCUUGUCAGGAAGUUCAGGUGGAAGCUCUGCUGCAAGGAGGACACCUUCGCGAGGGACCCCAUGCCGACGCCGCUGCACGGUCUGCCCAUCGAAAUCGAGCCGAGGAUUUCUCCUUGAUCAUAAGCCAAAAAUAAAAAUAAAAUAAAAUGGACAACAAUGAGCAAUCACGACAUGAAUGUUGCAUUGCAAUUUUUUAUUUUUUGAUCAAGGGCAGCAUGGCCAUUGCAAUUUUUUAUAGUCAGGAUAGAAUAAGAUUGUUCAGUGCAGUGACAAUGUAGUCAAGGAACUUACACUUUGUGUAAAAUCAGCAAAUUUGUCACUCAUGUAUGUGGCAUUUGAGAUGACGCUACUCAACUAUGUGACAAGCAUUUUUUUUUCGAAACAAACAUUUGGAAGCAGUACAAAUUUUCAACUUGAUCAACUCAAAAUAGAGUGGAAUCUUCAUUCGUUGGAGUUACCCAAGAUUGGAUAACA
Messenger RNA from Oryza sativa Japonica Group (Japanese rice), 2135 nucleotides. Its product is annotated as taxadiene 5-alpha hydroxylase. The record is from RefSeq and is a predicted model, not a curated record. Gene Ontology annotation, molecular function: iron ion binding; oxidoreductase activity, acting on paired donors, with incorporation or reduction of molecular oxygen; heme binding. Gene Ontology annotation, biological process: sterol metabolic process. Lineage: Eukaryota; Viridiplantae; Streptophyta; Magnoliopsida; Poales; Poaceae.